GUGGGGGAUCAAAAUCCCUAGCCGCAUCUCCAUUGCAAUCAGGCCUGUCACAUCUCUCUUCUCCCCCACCUCUCCUUCUCCAACUCCGGCUGCCGGCCAGGCCGGCGUGGUGGUGCGCCUCCCAUCAAUCCAUCCAUCCACUCCAUCUCCACCACACCACCCUUAGUGCCAUCCACUACAUUACCCAUCUCCAUCAACCACUCCACCGGUGCCAUCAGCCACGACCAUCACCACCGCGCCCUACCAGACUAGGGGUCGCGGCUGUCUGGUGCCCCGCACGACUCCCACUGCGCCGUCCUGCUGCUGCUCCUUUUCCCCUUGCCACACCGCUGCUCCUCCACCCCUCUCCUUCCCUGCGCUGCUUGCUGCUUCUCCUUCAAUCUCUAUUGUUGCUCCCCUUCUCCCCCCAUGUCUCUGCCGACCUUCUGCUCCCCCUCUUGCUGCCGCUGCUGCUACUCUCCAUCGCCAGAUUUUGCUACUGCUCCAUCCCACGCUGCCGCCGCUUCUUCUCCAAGCCCCCAUGCUGCCGCUACUCCCUUUCCUCGCUGCUGCUCCUUCUUUCUGUACCUCUGCUGCUAAUCUUCUUGUGCAUUCUGCUGCUCCUCUGAACCCCUCAUGCUGCUGCUCCUAAUCUGAACCAUAAACUACUGCUAUCUCUCUUUUUCCCUCUCUAUAUUCUCUGAAUUUCUGUAAGCUGAGAUGUGUAAUGCCUUGUAAUGUUCAGAUUUGAGUAGUGCUUGAAACUUGUUCAGUUUCAGAUUUGUGCUUGAUUAGUAGUACUUAUUCUGUUCACCUGAGAGUAUUAGAACAGUGUCCUGUAGUAUCAUAUUCGUAUUUGUGUAUGUGUGUGUUCAUCUAAUUUGUUCCAUUUUAUAGUCCAUGUGUUAACUCUAGUACGAGUGUUAUAUAAAUAUAUGUGUGUGUGUGUGUAAUUCCUGUGAAAUAUUGCUGUGAGAUGAUGAUAUUUGUUUAGUCCAAAGACAUGUGAUGUUCUUACUUGUUUUGUUGACCAGUGAGAGUUUGUGCUAUCACACUGUGACUCUCAUUUAGAAUGUAUGAGAACUAGCUAUAUAUGUCAUCUAUAUUCUGUACUUGCUGAUGAUUAGUGUCCAGGUUAUUGUUCUUGUGAUAUAUACAUAUAUGUGUGUGUUAUGUUCAUGUCCUUUUACUUCUCUUGUCAUUGAUGAUAGCUUUUGUUAGUAUCUUAAUUUCUCAAGCAAUAAAAAAUACCAAAAAGAUUGUUGAAGAUAAUCUGAACCUUUCUGUGUGUGUUUUUGCAUUUUCUUUGUCGACGAUCUUUGGGAACGACCUUUUUUGUUUAGGUUUUAUUUUCUGCAUUCGUCUCUUAAAAUUGUGUUACCUAUAUUUAGCCGAGCAUAGUUGUCGUCGCCUAGUCCCUGUGGAGAACACGACAUCCGUAGUUUGGGGCGUAAAAACCCCUCUAUACUCAAUUGAUCAGUUUGGCGCCGUUGCCGGGGACUAGCGUCGAGUGACCGUGUUAGGCUAUAGACUAGGUUUAUUUUAGUUCCGUGUUUAACUCGUCGUGUAUUUCAUUUUCUGCAUUUCUUUUAUAUUUUUUUGUUGUUGUUUCUUCGGCUUAUUAGGAUACUAACAUUCUGACUAGUAUUUACUAUUUAUGAGUGUGCGUAGGAAAUCUGAACUAUUUACAGGUUGAUUGAUAGUUACACUUGGCGGAGAUAUGGCUAUGCUUCGUGAUGUUUGGAUGCCAAGCAGCCAAUGCUAUUUCACAGGGCCACUUUGGCCGUCUUUUGAGGUGGCAAAUUUUGAGCUAAAGCCUGGUCUUAUUGCUUUGGUUCAACAACAUCAGUUUGGAGGGUUGCCUAAUGAAGAUCCUUACGAGCACUUACACCGAGUCAUGGAGUAUUCAGAUACAGUCAAGUACCAUGGAGUUCCUCAAGAUGCAAUCAUGUGCAGGUUGUUCACAUUCUCCCUUCGCGAUGAUGCUCGUGCUUGGUAUCGAUCCUUGCCAUCAAGGUCAUACAGUUGGAAUGAGAUAUUGCGAGCUUUCUUGGAUAAAUAUUUCCCAUUACACAAGCAGUCCGCAAUUCGAGAUGAGAUCUUCAAUUUUGUUCAGUGUGAAGGCGAGAGCUUGUAUGAUGCUUGGGAGAGAUACAAAGCCUUAUUAAGGAGAUGUCCUAAUCAUGGGCUCGAGAGAUGGUUAGAGCUGCAGAUAUUCUAUAGAGGAUUGACUUCGGACACUCGAGCUUACGUCGAUAUGGCAGCGGGUGGAGCUAUUACAAACAAGACACUUGAUGAAGCUUUUCUGCUGAUUGAGAGCAUAGCUUUCCACCAACUUCAGUGGUACAAUAAGAAGCCCACAUCUGAUUCAUUGGUUUGCUUGCAACAAAUCACUACACCUCAACCACCAAUUCUUACACAAAAGCCCGAGCCUCUAUCUCAGUGUGACAAGGUUGAGCUUGCAUGGAUUAUAUUUGACGAUGAUGACACCAUUCUAGUUGACACACACGCUACAGAUCAUAUGGAUACUAGUGUUGGAGAUUCAGUUUUGCAUUGUGAUGAUUCUUCCAUGGAUGAGCCAGAGCUGCAGUUCAUUGCUUUUGAUAUUGAGGAGUCACCUUUAGUUGAUAUUGAUCAUGUGCUGCUAGAGCCAGAUAUGGAGAAGUUCGCCUUUGAUGAUGUUAGCCGCAUUGAUUCUUCAACACUUGAUCCUGAGAUGGAGAGCUUCAUGGUUGAUUAUGGUGAGGUGGAUUCAGAUGUCAAGGAGUCAAGCUCUAUUUCACUUGUUGACACGAGUCCGGUGGAAAUUUCUACUACCACACCUCACUUGGUAUCUUCAAUCGAGGUAGUCCUGAAGCUUCUUCCUAACUAUCUCAGGUAUCAUCUCAGCUUUCUCGACAAGAUAUGCCAUAUCAUGGAUACUGCCUAUGCACCAUGCGAUUUAUUGAUGAUAUCUAUUUAUCAUAUGCUCAAUAGAUAUGCUUAUGUGAUAGGAUACUCUAUUGAUGACUUAGAGGGCAUUGUCCCUAUCAUUUGUAUUGGCUUGUUUGUUGAGUGUUCUUUCAGGUUUACGCUUGUGCACCAUUCAUUACGGGCUGACCAAGUUCGAGAUGACAUCCCAUGGGAUCCUGGUGGAUUCACGGCAUGGUGAUGAGGAGAAGCAAUGGGCACACGCGAAGAGGGGUGAAGCUGGAGCAGGCAUGGGGAUAGAGAAGCAAAAAGAGAAGAGCUACAGUUUAGAGAGCGUUGAGUGAGUGCUACUUCCUAUAUAAACCCGGUGAGCUGUUUCAUGACCCGAAUCUUAAUAUAUCAUCCAUUGAUACAUGCUGAAAUCAUUUGAUAUUUGGGUUGCUUGAGCAAUUUCUUAAAUAUUGUCCCACUGAAUUUUACCUUUGACAUAGGGUGAUUGAUGUGAAUAUGUGAACUGAGUGUUGAAUGCCUUGUAAACUAGUGAUCUACACAAGGCUUGCUUUGCUGAAAGUAGUGAAAGCUAUUAGUUUUGAGUGCUCAAAUCCCUAGUACACUAGAAAACUUAAUCAUUUUCUGCUUUUACCUUGAUACACCUAGAUCAUUAAGAGUCAGAUGCUGAGUUUGUGCCUAAUGUGUUCCCAUUGAGAGCAAUCACCUAACCACUAUGGAUUAGCAUGCUAUGUUCCCUGGAUCGGUAGCAUGUGAACUAGACAUGGAGAAGUGCUAAUUCCUAUUUUUGUGCUUAAGCGUUGUUCAUUUAAGAUAAGUAAUAAUGAAUAAAUUAGUCUGACUACCUACAGUAGCAUGUCAUGUUCUCAGGAUCGGUGGCAUGUGAAAUCGGGUUAGCUUGGGCAGUAAUUAUUAAUAAAAAAUGUAAUUGUCGAACCAGGUGUAUACCAUGUUCUCGGGAUCGGUGGUAUGUUCCUUUGGGGAGACAAACAAAAAAAACUAAUAAUUGGUCGAUCCAGGUGUAUACCAUGUUCUCAGGAUCGGUGGUAUGUUCCUUUGGUGAGAUCGAUAAAAUAUUAUCAUUGCUUUACUUCUGUAAAUAAGUGAACUGAUCACAAGUUUAUGUUCUUUUUUGUGCUCUGGAUCAUGCUCUCUUUAGGAACCUUUGGCACAAUCAUCAUUUGAACUUGUUGAUCCACUUUUAUCAUUGUAAAAGUUUAAAAUGAUUGAGUCUACUAGUAUCCUAUUGCUUUGUAGCACUCUUGACCAUUAAUUUUCAUUAGCUAAGUCCAAAGCAUGCUUUGUUUGGAGAUCUGCUUCACUGGGACAUUCUCUAGUCAGCUCACUGUUCAUUAUCUAGCUCUUGUCAUAUUCCUUUGCUUGAGGACAAGCAAAAGUUUAAGUGUGGGGGAACUUGAUAAGCACAUUUCUUAAAUACUAUUUGGGCACACAAAUUCACCAUUUAUUGAGAUAUAUCCAUCCAUUAUUGCUACAACUUGUUGAAUAUUCGAAUGAUAAUCAUAAAAGAGAAUGUUGACUAGUGAAUUGUUUAUUUUGCAGAAAAGUGCGCAAAGGCACUAUAAUCGUCAAGACUUCUACUAUGUGGCUAACGAGAAGAGAGAAGGGCAUGAAAGAAAUACGUCAAGGCUUGAGCGUGAAGGAAAGAAGUAAUGUAGGGGAGCAAACUAAAAGAAGAGGAGGAUCUUCUUGGGAAGAAAGAAGAGAAGUAGGAGGGACAAACCGCAAAGUGGCAGAUCAGAUCAUGGGGGAUCAAAAUCCCUAGCCGCAUCUCCAUUGCAAUCAGGCCUGUCACAUCUCUCUUCUCCCCCACCUCUCCUUCUCCAACUCCGGCUGCCGGCUAGGCCGGCGUGGUGGUGCGCCUCCCAUCAAUCCAUCCAUCCACUCCAUCUCCACCACACCACCCUCAGCGCCAUCCACUACAUUACCCAUCUCCAUCAACCACUCCACCGGUGCCAUCAGCCACGACCAUCACCACCACGCCCUACCAGACUAGGGGUCACGGCUAUCUGGUGCCCCGCGCGACUCCCACUGCGCCGUCCUCCUGCUACUCCUUUUCCCCUUGCCACACUGCUGCUCCUCCACCCCUCUCCUUCCUUGCGUUGCUUGCUGCUUCUCCUUCGAUCUCUAUUGUUGCUCCCCUUCUUCCCCCAUGUCUCUGCCGACCUUCAUCCCACGCUUCUGCUACUCUCCAUCGCCAGAUUUUGCUACUGCUCCAUCCCACGCUGCCGCCGCUUCUUCUCCAAGCCCCCAUGCUGCUGCUACUCCCUUUCCUCGAUGCUGCUCCUUCUUUCUGUACCUCUGCUGCUAAUCUUCUUGCGCAUGCUGCUGCUCCUCUGAACCCGUCAUGCUGCUGCUCCUAAUCUGAACCAUAAACUGCUGCUAUCUCUAUUUUUCCCUCUCUAUAUUCUCUGAAUUUCUGUAAGCUGAGAUGUGUAAUGCCUUGUAAUUUUCAGAUUUGAGUAGUGCUUGAAACUUGUUCAGUUUCAGAUUUGUGCUUGAUUAGUAGUACUUAUUCUGUUCACCUGAGAGUAUUAGAACAGUGUCCUGUAGUAUCACAUUCGUAUUUGUGUAUGUGUGUGUUCAUGUAAUUUGUUCCAUUUUAUAGUCCAUGUGUUAACUCUAGUAUGAGUGUUAUAUAAAUAUAUAUAUAUGUGUGUGUGUGUGUGUAA
Molecule: messenger RNA, 5588 nt
Organism: Triticum dicoccoides
Lineage: Eukaryota; Viridiplantae; Streptophyta; Magnoliopsida; Poales; Poaceae
Exons: 2
Coding region: 1700-3130 (476 amino acids)
Source: RefSeq, a predicted model, not a curated record